AUGGCUACACAGGUGUUGAUUGCCCAUACGGGCCAGCGGCUGGAGGUCGAUACCGCGCAGUUCUCCAGUCUUGACGAUUUGAGGUCGUGGGUAGCUCGGAAUAGCGCCGUCUCGUUACAGCAUAUCGUUGCCUUGACACCCCAGGGCCGCAGCGUUAAGUUGGCAAAUCUUCACACCGAGUCUCCCAAGAAGGAGAUAUACAUCUACGAUAUCCGUGUUACGCAGCCGUCUGCCGGCAGUGCGUCAUCGCUCAUCUCCGCAGCCUCGGUGCCGCGGCGCCAGUCUAUCCCAAACGCCCCGAAUUCGAUCGACGAUAUCCAAGCAAUCACAUCAUGGCAGGAAUUAUGCAAGGAGCGUCGCAAUUGGGCGACGCGCAUCAUGGAGGAUUGUGGUCAAUUGAACGAAGCUGCGCAGGCCCGAUAUGACGAGAUAGACGUCAUGAUCAGAUGCCUAGAUGCCGCCGUCACCAAUGUCGAGAUAAGCGUCAAGCAGAUCGAACCAAAGUACAACGAGCUGAAAAAAUGGGUUACGCCGGCCCUGUCGGAGCACGACCAGCUAGUUUCAUCCUGGGAUCGGUAUCUAGACCUAGCCAGGAGCAUACCGAUAUCCUCAGGCCUGGUCAAGUUCAUGACGCGUGGCGAAGUGAGCAAGGCCGAUCCUACAUUGGAGGAUCUAAUUGAGUUGGAAACGGCCAACAAAGCUGGCAAGCUGGCCCCCACAGCGCAUCGAAGGUUCAGCCAAAAGGCCAGCGAACUAGAUGGAGCGGCAACCCAAAUGUACCAAGCGCUGGAAACUCUCAUUGGCGAUUUUAAUUCGUUGAUGAAUCGGUCGCUCUUGGGCCACAGCACCGAUUCUUCGCAGCUCAUGGAGGAUAUUGAGGCGGUGGCCAAACAGAUCGACUCAGAUUACCGUACAGCCCUUAACUAUGGCAAUUCACAGCGGGAUCUGGCCCAGGCUUCGAAAACGGCCUCGAUUCACACCGAAAGAUUAGUCCCAACCCUCCGAAAACGAGCAAAGGAGAUGGAUGAAAUGGCUCAGUAUGCAACUCAAUCGCGAAAUAUCAUUGCGGCGGAUUCUGUAAGCUUUAUGCGGAACAUCACAGAAAUUACCUCCCUACACAGCAGUGUCAGAAACCAAAUCAACGUCUUGAAUCAAUCCGAAGACGACAUGACAACUUUCGACUACCUGCGACUCAUCCAGCAACUGCCAUACAUGUAUGCCUCUUUCAUGGUCGAGGCCAUCCGACGGCGAGAGUGGAUCGACAAAGUCAAGGCUGACUCUUCGACUCUUGCUAACGAGAUGGCUUUGUUCCAGGAUGAGGAAUCGAAGCGCCGCAAGAAGUGGCAAAAAAUGGUUGGCAGCAUGUAUGGACCUGGACUCGAUACCAACGUUAUGGGGCUUGAAGUCAACCUGCGAGGAGAAGAUAUCCCCUGGCCCGCCAUUGGGAAGUCCGAGCUGGAAGAGUUUCUCCAGCUGCUGCAGGAGCGAAAUACAGACCAAGAGAUUGUGGAUGAUGUCGCAAAGCUCCUCCAAGAACUCGCCGCCCCCACCAAGCAGCAAGCCAAGAGGCUCAAGGCAUUUAAGAACGGCAGCGUGCAUGAGGCGGUACUGGGGAGGAGCGGGCUCUUGAUCCGCGGCGACGAUGACCUCAUUGGCUCUCUACAAGACGAAAAGCUCAGGCUGGAAAAUAAGCUGAAGACAGCUGACAGCAGAGUGCGCCGCCUUGAGGAUCUUCUGCACCGGCAGAGCCAAGCCUCACGCCCUGGCAACCUGUUUCCGUUGCAGGGGCAAAACGGGCAUUCGAGACAUAACUCUAUCUCAUCAAUCAAAUCAGCCCGUGUUGAAGAACGACAGCCAUUGCCAGACGGGACGGAACAGCUGUCGCAGCGGAUAGCGCAGUUGGAAAACGAGCUUCGCGAAGAAAAGAAGCGUUCGGCGGACUUCCAGAAAGACCUCGACAAUCGCGUCAAUGAGCGAGAUGACAUGAGAGAUAGGAUCGAAGAAGUCAACUCCACAAAGAAGGAUCUCCUCGAGAACAUGGAGGCUCUGAAGCGGGAAUUCCUGGACGAGAGAAUCUCCUUGGAGAACGAGAUCAAGGCACUCAAGGCCCGGCUGGAGGAUACGGAGGAAGAGAUGGAUCAUUUUGGGGAAUCUAGGGAGAAUGAAAAGGCCAACCUCGACGAGAAAAUCCAAACCCUCGAGACGGAGAUUGAACGAGUUAACAAGGAGCGCAAGGAUGAUAUGCUGAAAUCCCAGGGCCAGGUUGAAUUCCUACGCAAAGAGACACAGAUGCAAAGGGAUCAGCUCGAUGCUUCCGAGCGAAGACUGCGUACUGUACGCGAAGAGGCCCGAGUUACAUCCAAGAAGCUUGAAUCAGUCGAGGAGAGUGCAGAGGCUCGGCUCGAGUGGCUAAAGAAGCUGUAUGCUGAGUUGUCGCCAGACACCGCCAUGCCAGCCGAUGAGGCUGACUUGGCCGAGGCCCUAUUCUCUAAUGCCGCUGAUAUUGUUGAGAAGCUGCGAAACUCUGGGAGCACCGCCUCACUUUUAAGAUCUGAGCUCGACAAGGCCUCCAACUCAGCCAAAGAGCUUCGAGCCGAACUGACGCAGAUGAAAGAGAAUCUCUCGUCACAGGAGAUGUCCACGAUGCAUACUCGUGAGAAUCUUGCUGAGGAGAAGGCCAAGGUAACCGCCUUAGAGCGUGAAGUGACAGAGAGCAGGGAGGAGUUGAACCAGCUCCGAAGCCAGCUAUCCGAUGGCGAGACCGGAUCCGAGAUGCUCCGCAAGAAACUUGAGAGAGAGGAAAAGAAGGUGACGGAGCUCUCAGAAGAGGUUGCCUGGAGACAAUCCCAAGUUGGCAGCCUUGAAGAAGAGUCCCGGCUCUUUAAGCAGAGAUUUGAAGACGUCCAGUCGAAGCUAUCUGCGCUUAGCGCACAAUACGAAGCUCGCGAUGGACGAACCAAGGACCUAACACAGAGGCUCUACUCUCAGAAUGACCGUCUAACUAGACUCCUCGAGCGUGUAGGCUACUCCAUCAGUCGGGAUGCGGGCCAGAUGGUAAUCACGAGGGUAUCUCGAUCUGACAAGCUUGCUGCAAACCCUAACGACUCUUCGGAUCCCGGAUCUUCCAUUCGCCGGUCACUUAGCCUGGGUGGUCGUGCCAUGACUGAUAGUUCCGAUUUAGAGCUUCUCUACUGGGUUAGCAACACGGACCCCUCAGUCGAGGACGAGAAGUACCAGGCCUUCAUGGAGAAACUAGGCACGUUUGAUACCGACCUGUUUUCCGACACGAUAUAUCACAGAGUCAAGGAGGCGGAGCACAAGGCGCGAAAAUGGCAACGUGAAGCUAGAUCAUACAGAGACCGGGCACACAGCUUACAAAAGGACUCUCAUAACAAGAUUGCGUUUAGGAACUUCAAGGAAGGCGACCUGGCGCUUUUCCUCCCCACACGAAACCAACAAGCAGGAGCCUGGGCUGCCUUCAACGUGGGAUUCCCGCACUAUUUCCUCCGCGAGCAAGACGCUCAUCGACUUCGUCAUCGAGAGUGGCUUGUUGCCCGAAUCUCCAAAAUCCAGGAGCGUGUCGUGGAUCUUUCCAAGAGCUUACAGCCAAGCAAUGAGACCGACUCGAAUGAUGAGGAGAACGACAACCCCUUCCAGCUGUCGGAUGGCUUGCGAUGGUAUCUCAUAGAUGCCCAAGAGGACAAGAUAGGGGCGCCCACAACACCUGGGAUGGGUAAAUCAACCGUCGCCGCCAAUAAUGUCGAGGCCACGGCUAAUAUUCAAUCCCACGCAGCCAAGGGGAAAGGGAGGAGUCGGGAUAGCAUAGCCAGCAUCGAGGGUAUUAACAAGACUCUUUCCAAGAGCCUGGAGAGCCGUCGAAGCAGCUCGGGGUCUAAGAAAGCCCUGCCAUUCCAUAUCAGUGGUGGUACGGCCCUGUUAAAGAACAGCGCGCUGGCGAGCGAGACCAACUCCCUUCGUGCCGCUCCUCCCGACACUCCGACAGCCACAAGCCCGGUGCAGGGCAGCGUCCUCAGUGCUGCCAAUACCGACGGUGGGCAGCGAGGCGGCGAGUUGUCUACACAGGACAAAUCGGGAAAGGCCCCCGAGGUCACUGAUCGGUUCGUGACAGCCACAGCCACAGCCUCACAGGAGCAAUCGGCUUCAUUGAUGGGAUUUAUCCUUUGCAUGGUCGAGGCGUAG
Molecule: messenger RNA, 4200 nt
Organism: Trichoderma virens Gv29-8
Lineage: Eukaryota; Fungi; Ascomycota; Sordariomycetes; Hypocreales; Hypocreaceae
Exons: 6
Coding region: 1-4200 (1399 amino acids)
Biological process (GO): reticulophagy; positive regulation of protein phosphorylation; autophagosome assembly
Cellular component (GO): phagophore assembly site membrane; Atg1/ULK1 kinase complex; extrinsic component of membrane
Molecular function (GO): protein kinase binding; molecular adaptor activity
Source: RefSeq, a predicted model, not a curated record